Messenger RNA from Lactuca virosa, 391 nucleotides. The record is from the annotation of a GenBank genome assembly. NCBI's taxonomy places the organism in Eukaryota, Viridiplantae, Streptophyta, Magnoliopsida, Asterales, Asteraceae.
AUGAUUGGCGUCUUCUCUCUCGCCGCCCAUGCCCGUCCUUCAUCUUCCGCCUGCUUACAUCUUUCCGGGCAGCUGACGUCGCCGCCGAUGUCCUUCCUCACGCUGCCGUCAUCAGACAUCGAGUUUCCUGUUCUCUCAUCAUAUGUCGCCGCCGAUGAGCCAUUCUCUACUGUCAGUUUUGCUUCUUCAAACAAACAGGAUUUAUCUGUUGAGGAAUAUUUGUUUCUUUUUACAUGUCCAAAUGAAAUCCAUGGUUUUGAUUCCUCAUGUAGGUGUUCCAUAAGAUUUUGACUCCACAUUGUUGUCAACCGCUACAAAUGUAACCGAAAAUAUGAUGGGUUUGACCUCAAAGAGAACAUUAAGUAAAAAGGAUUUGGCUAAUUAACAAGGG